AUGAUGCACAUUGAUGAAAGACCUUUUGAGUGUGAUGAGUGUGGCAGAAGGUUUAGAGAUCGUGGAUCUAUAAUACGUCACAUGUUAGUACAUACAGAAGAAAGGCCUUUUGAGUGUGAUGAGUGUGGCAGAAGGUUUAAAGAUCGUGUAUCUAUAAUACGUCACAUGUUGGUACAUACAGAAGAAAGGCCUCUUGAGUGUGAUGAGUGUGGCAGAAGGUUUAAAGAUCAUGGAUCUAUAAUACGUCACAUGUUGGUACAUACAGAAGAAAAGCCUUUUGAGUGUGAUAAAUGUGGUAGAUUAUUUAAGUCACGUAAAGGUAUAAAAGCACACGUGUUAGUGCAUAUGAAUGAUAAACCUUCAUGA
Molecule: messenger RNA, 366 nt
Organism: Procambarus clarkii (red swamp crayfish)
Lineage: Eukaryota; Metazoa; Arthropoda; Malacostraca; Decapoda; Cambaridae
Source: RefSeq, a predicted model, not a curated record